AUGCUAAGCCAGUUGCCCCUCGAGAUUGUGGAUGCUAUCGCCGACUUGGCAUGUAUGCUGCCACAACGUAGCGUGCGGUCGCUGAGUCUUGUUUCAACCACGCUAUAUGCCGCUGUGUUCCCUCGGCUCCACCGUGCGAUAACCUUCCGUGCCAGCAAUGAAUGGGUCUUGAACAUCCUCGAGGUCAGUCCCUAUUUAGGGGACGGACCCAAUUGCCGUGCCAGGGAGAUUCUGCAGCAUGCCAGGGAGUUAAUGGUUAACGCCCCAUACAUAUCGCUCGGUUUCACCGCUGUGUGUACAAUAGCAACUUCUUUCCACCUGCCAGGUCGCCAAGAGGGCUCACAUUGGGAAGUCCGCACGAACCAACCGCUCACAGGGGGUUUCUAG
Aspergillus luchuensis is the source of this 387-nucleotide messenger RNA. RefSeq lists its product as uncharacterized. Bases 1 to 387 code for a protein of 128 amino acids. Lineage: Eukaryota; Fungi; Ascomycota; Eurotiomycetes; Eurotiales; Aspergillaceae. The record is from RefSeq and is a predicted model, not a curated record. The transcript has 2 exons.